Molecule: messenger RNA, 1044 nt
Organism: Camellia sinensis
Lineage: Eukaryota; Viridiplantae; Streptophyta; Magnoliopsida; Ericales; Theaceae
Biological process (GO): Golgi vesicle transport
Cellular component (GO): TRAPP complex
Source: RefSeq, a predicted model, not a curated record
AAACUGCAAAAACAACAGGAAAUUUGCAAGGAAGGAAGAAAGAAGGAAAGGGGCGUUUUUUGAGUUAGCAGCAGCAGCGUAGUCCACAAAAAUCUAUCCUAAAUUCCACUCCCUUCUAUGGCUCCGGUUGCUCCCAGAUCUGGCGACGCCAUUUUUGCCAAUGUUGAGCGCGUGAACGCCGAGCUCUUCACCCUAACCUAUGGAGCCAUCGUGCGUCAACUCCUUACGGAUCUGGAGGAGGUUGAGGAAGUCAACAAACAGCUUGAUCAAAUGGGUUAUAAUAUUGGAAUUCGAUUAAUUGAUGAGUUCUUGGCAAAAUCCAAUGUCUCCAGAUGCGUUGACUUCAAGGAAACAGCUGAAGUAAUCGCAAAGGUUGGUUUCAAAAUGUUCUUGGGGGUCACUGCAUCAGUGACCAAUGUGGAUGCUGAUGGAACCUGUUGCAGUCUUAUUUUGGAGGAUAACCCACUAGUAGACUUUGUUGAGCUUCCUGAUACAUGCCAAGGUCUAUAUUAUUGCAACAUCUUAAGUGGAAUUAUUAGAGGAGCACUGGAGAUGGUGUCAAUGAAGACUGAAGUCACGUGGCUCCGUGAUAUGCUUAGAGGGGAUGAUGCAUAUGAGUUGCAGGUCAAACUUUUGAAGCUAGUUCCUGAGGAGUAUCCAUACAAAGAUGAUGAGUAAACAUGCUAGGCUACGCAGACUCUCAUAUAUUGUAUAUACAAUUUAUGGUUUUCAUGUCAUCCCUAUUACCUCUAAUAACAGAUUUUCAUCUGCUGUUUUUAUUUUAGAAUUUACAAUUGCUUUAUCUUAAAACUCUUAUGGGAAUUUUGAUUAGAUUUUGGAGAUUUCACAUCUGUUUUUUGUAAUUUCUGAAAAUACUUAACAGAAAGUGCAUCCUGUCAAAAGUUAUUUCUUGGAAACUUUCACCAAUUUUUAUUAUAUGCUCAGACUCAGAGCAUGAAUUUAGAAUUUGUGGAAGCCACAGCAUUUGAUAGCUUAUUCGAUGCAUAAACUGAAAUUGUUAUGAUGAACUUUCUUAUUCUUCCA